Molecule: messenger RNA, 1260 nt
Organism: Micropterus dolomieu (smallmouth bass)
Lineage: Eukaryota; Metazoa; Chordata; Actinopteri; Centrarchiformes; Centrarchidae
Product: phospholipid phosphatase-related protein type 5-like
Exons: 5
Biological process (GO): phospholipid dephosphorylation; signal transduction; phospholipid metabolic process
Molecular function (GO): phosphatidate phosphatase activity
Source: RefSeq, a predicted model, not a curated record
CCAGUAGACUGCAAGUGGCUCUUUAGAGAUUGUUCAGUGAAACAGAAUAAAUUCCCGGGUUCACUGCCGUCGGAUAAUUCAAGAAAUUCACAGGAGCGGAAGGACAAGGUUUCCCUCUCACAGAAUCACAAAAAGAGGAAGAACUUUCUCUGUCUCUGAGACGCAAAUCAUCAUCGUCACUACAGACAUCUAAGUUUUCACUGGUGUAUUUUGAAAGAAUUGUUCAACUGGAUUAUGCCUCAGAGUUGUUACACAAACCAGAAAUUGACAAAAUUGGAUUUUAACAACUGUAGUAAUUGGAAGUUGGAUUUUCCAUCAUUGUGGUAACAGUACUGAGGACCUUGUACCUGUACCAUGCUGUACUUCCAAGUGGUGAUUUUGGCAGCUACGGUGAUGCUGGUUUACUACUGUGAGUUCACCGACACUUUUAGUCCGACGCAACAGGGCUUCAUCUGCAGAGACCCAGCUUUAACUAAGCCGGAUCCUGGACCUGAACAGGACAGCCGCAUCCAGCCCGUAAUUCUGUACUCUGUGGUGGGAGCACUGCCUGUUGUACUGAUUUCAGGUGUAGAGCUGUUUAUCUUCCUCCUUCACUACAAGUCAAACAACCUGUAUGACCAAGAGAAGGUUCUUAUCAUGGGGGACUGCUGCUACGUGAACCCCAUGGUGCGCAGGACCUUUCGUUUCCUUGGUGUUUACGUCUUCGGUCUGUUUGCAACAGACAUCUUUGUCAAUGCAGGUCAGCUGGUCACAGGAAGACUGGCUCCCCACUUCCUGUCUGUUUGCCAGCCCAAUUACACUGCCCUCGGCUGCCAGGACGCGGCAUACUAUGUGAGCCAAUCAGAUGCUUGCACCGGUGACCCUGAUGACAUCAUGAGAGCCAGAAAGAGUUUCCCCUCCAAAGAGGCUGCACUGAGUCUGUACACAGCUGUUUACCUGGCAAUGUAUGUCAUGUGCUGUAUCGGUUCCAGUGGAGGUCGUCUGACUGGCCCCCUCCUCAGUCUCUCAAUGGUCAGUCUGGCUGUGCUAACAGGCAUCAACAGAGUGGCAGAGUACCGAAACCACUGCACUGAUGUGAUUGCAGGACAAGCCAUUGGGGGAGCUAUUGCUGUUUUUCUGGUGGUGUUUGUGGUUCAGUAUUUCAGAAAGAGACCUGUGAUUUCUCAUAGUCCGUCAGAUGCAGGCACAGCUAACACCAAUGAGGCUUCACCCCACAUGAAUCACAACAUGGAAGCCAGUGACAGUUACAUUGUUUCACAG